Closterium sp. NIES-65 is the source of this 2130-nucleotide messenger RNA. NCBI's taxonomy places the organism in Eukaryota, Viridiplantae, Streptophyta, Zygnematophyceae, Desmidiales, Closteriaceae. The record is from the annotation of a GenBank genome assembly.
AUGCCGGAUCUCACUGAUAUUGAGUCGUCCACUAACGAGUCGGCAGCGGGAGAGGGUGGUAUGGCGCAAGGGGGUGCAGUGGUAGGACUGGUGGUGCGGGGGAGGGCGGCGAGAGCAGGAGCAGGAGCAGGAGCAUGGGAGAGCGUGGGAAGCAGGUGGAGUGGGUGGAACGAGGGGGAGAGUGUGAGGGAGAGUAUGAGGGAGAGUGUGGGGGAGAGCAGUAGGGAGGGGAGGAUGGGGCGUGGAGGAGGACAGGGAGGAGGAUGGAGAGAGGGCAAAGGAGCGCUAGGUGGUGAUAUAAAAGAGGGGUUGGAGAGAGAACCGGGGGGACAGGAGGCAGCGAGGAGGAGGACGGGGAUAGGGAAGGAGGGAGAUGAGGGGGAGGAAGAGGGAGAGGAUGGGAUGAAGGGAAGUGAGGAGGGAGAAAGGGGAAGAGAUGAGGGGUCGAUUGAUUGGCUGAGACUGAGUGUGGGCGUGGCGGGAUGCUCUAAGGAGUCUCAACACCAACACACGAUUGACUUUAUGGGAUCAUCGUGCAUCGACAUGAACGAGUCCGAGGAGGAUGGAUGCAUGCCACGUGGCGCACUGUUGGCCUCUCCACGUGGCACAGACUCAGCACGUCCACGUGGCACAGCGUCGGCCUCUCCACGUGGCGCAGCACUGGCCUGGCCUCAUGCCACGUGUCAGCAUGCUCUUGCUGGCAGCCCAGCAUCAAGCAGCGACCUCCGGGAGCUCGUGUCGCGGCAGCAGGGGCAGAUCGAGGAGCUUCGGUGGCUGUUAGGGCAGCAAAUGGAGGCGUGCCACGCACUGGCUGCUGCUCUUGUCUUACCCGUGCUGACUUGUGUUGUUCCCUUUGAAUUCCUGUCCGUUCACUCUCAGGAGCUGGUGGCUCGGCAGCAGGGGCAGAUCGAGGAGCUGCGGCGGCUGCUGGGGCAACAGAUGGAGUCGUGCCACGCACUGGCUGCUGCUCUGAGGCUGCAGCAGCAGGAGCGUCAGCAUUUGGGGAGGCAGGGGGAGCAAGGAUUGGGAGGUUUGAAAGAGACUCAGGAGGCAGAUCUAGAGGAAACAAAGCUUGGAGAAAGCAGGUCCGAGGAAGCAGAUGGGGCAGAAGGGGAAGAAGGGGCAGAGGAGGCGGGUGGUGAAAGAGAGAAGGAAGUACGGGAUAGUGGAGGAGGCGAGAGAGAGGGGGCACGGGAAUGGAGGGACCUGGAUUGGGAUGACGAGUUGAUGCAGCAGUCGGGGGAGCUGCGAGGAGAUAUUACAACUUGCUCAAAGGGCCAACCACAUAGCAUCACUCAAGCAGUUGCUCCUUCACACCAUGGCUCAGCUCAAGUCCCACUCUCCCUCCCGCUCUCCCUCCUGCUCUCCCUCCCGCUCUCCCUCCUGUUCUCCCUCUUGCUCUCCCUCCCGCUCUCCCUCCAGCUCUCCCUCCUAACCCCAGAUCUCUUUCUGUGCCUAUCCUUCCCCUCUCCUCGUUCCCUCCAUGCAGCUUGCUCAAAGGGCCAGCCGCAUAGCAUCACCCAAGCAGUCGCUCCUUCACACCAUGGCUCAGCUCAAGUCCCGCUCUCCCUCUCCGUGCCUUGCGUGUCUCAUUUUCCCCUCCCCGUUCCCUGCAUGCAGCUUGCUCAAAGGGCUGGCCACAUCGCAUCACUCCAGCACAGUCCCUUUGAUGGAGCUCCAUAUGAUGGCUCAGCUCAAGUCCCGCUCUCCCUCUCCCUCCUAACCCCUGCUCUCCCUCUGUUCCUAUUUUUCCCCUCCCUUUCGUCCCUUGACUUGUUUGUUCCCUGCAUGCAGCUUGCGCAAAGGGCCAGCCGCAUAGCAUCACUCAAGCACUCUCUCCUUCACACCAUGGCGCAGCUCAAGUCCCGCUCUCCUUCCCCUGGACCCGCCUUUUCCCUCGCUUCCCUCCACUUCCCCUCCCUCCCCUUGCCCUCCCAACAACCCUCCUCUCGCCCAUCCCCAUCUCCUCAGCUCCCAUCCCUCCACUCGCCCUCUCGUCUCCCCCCCUCUGCUCUUCACCUGCAUUCUCCGUCUCCCAGGCAUUCCCCUGUACUUCCAUUCCGCCCGGCCUCUCAUUCACGUAUCUCUCCCCUUCAUACGGUCGGUGCACAGUGCAGUGAUUGUUUAUAG